This is a messenger RNA of Xiphophorus maculatus (southern platyfish), 1980 nucleotides long. RefSeq names its product RAD52 motif containing 1 (gene rdm1). Gene Ontology annotation, cellular component: nucleolus. The record is from RefSeq and is a predicted model, not a curated record. The coding region runs from base 238 to 1059 and encodes 273 amino acids. The transcript is spliced from 7 exons. Lineage: Eukaryota; Metazoa; Chordata; Actinopteri; Cyprinodontiformes; Poeciliidae. Gene Ontology annotation, molecular function: RNA binding.
UUUAAACUAAACUGGGAAGAAGAUACUCGGGCAGAAGAAGUUAAACUUUCUUUUAUUUUUCUUCCAUUUGAAUGUGUGAGCAGUUAAGCCUAAUGCCGAAGUGUUUGGUAGUUACUCUCAAACAGAACUCUGCUUCGAAUGGCGGUUUGGAGAAUCCAGAUUUCAGUUGAAACCGAAACGAAUUAAAAACGGUUGGGGUUUUAACGGAGUUUGGUGGGUAUUUUUUUUCUUCCUGGGAUGGAGGUGGACAUCCUGGAGUUCAAGGUUCCUACGGACAACAACAAAACCGUGUUCGUUUGGGACAUCCCUCCGGUUCUGACCCAGGAUCAGGUUUAUGAGCAGCUCCAUCAUGUCUUCUCCUCUUUUGGACCGCUCUACCUGUUGAAGCUGUGUGCCAACGCUCCGCUCCACCCACCUGGUUUCUACGCCAUCAUCAAGUUCUACUCUGCUGCUCAUGCUGCCAACGCCCAGAGACUCACAGAUGGACGCCCUCUGCUUCACAACUCCACCCUCAAGGUGAAGCUGAGUUCCAAGCAGACUCCCCACUUCCUGUCUGGCAGGAACUCUCCUCUGAGCCACGCCCGCUGCCUGGAACUGGCCAAUCACUACCUGGGCUUCAAUGGCUGGACCUCUGACAUCAUCACACUGAAGGAGCUCACCAAUGAAAAAGAAGGUGAGGAUGAAGAAGAGGAUGUGGGUGGAGCCAGACAGAGGAUAAGGUUCGGCUGUAUGAUGAAGCUUAGCUUCCCUCGUUACGGCGUGACGACCAGAGGAGCCGCAGUGGUGGAGGAGACCUUCAACUGUACAGGUCCAGACGUCCUCCUGCAGAGACGCUGCAAGCUGCAGCGGUCGGUCAGAGAGAAGGCCCUGGUCCAGGCCUUCUCCUCCGUGCUGCUCAUACUUCUAGGAAAUGGUAAGGUGAUGGUGGAGCUGAAGCAGACCUCAGAUCAGUUUGAAGCUGAUGAGACUGAAGACGUCCUGGAGGUGAAUGAGUUUUCCCUGUCAGAGGCUGAUGAUGAGGAGGCUGAUGAUGAAGACUGGGAUCUGACCGUGUCUUAGACUCUCUCAGGAUUACAGUUUGGACUGAUCUGAGGUCAGCUGCAGGCUAACCAGCCUCCUGCCUUCCUGAUUGGCUGGUCCUGCUCAGGUGUGUCAGACAGAAAACAGACUCUGAGAUGCUGAAUGUUUUUAUUUCUGAACAAAGCUGUGGUUCUGCACAGGAAGGUUCUGGUCUGAGCCGUUUAUCUCCCAGGACCUCUCCACCAAUCUGCCAAUCUCUGCCUCCCAGCAGGAGUAGAGCUCAGGUUUCCUCCCACCACUACGUAGCCCUGCAUGCAGGAAGCAACAGGCAGGAAGUGGUUAGAACGGUGAUAGAUACAUGGAAUCUGGUUAACCAUUAAUAACAGGCAGGAACUAGUGGAGAGAUGAGUAAAGGUUGGACAUUUUCAGAAACAUUUAUAGUUUCAGAUCAGUGUGCAACAUGUGGUUGCAUACUGAUCUCAAACUAUCGGAUUCAGAUCACUGUUUUUAAUUUUAGGGAAACUGAAAAUUUUUAAUUUUUUGUUGUUAAAAUAAAGGUUUCAGAAAUGACAAACCUUGUUUUAUUGAAUCAGUAAUCAGUUCACCAUGAUAUAAUCCAGGACUGACCAACUAAUUUAAAGGAGUUUUUUAUGUGGAAGAUGGUCUGUAGAGUUUAAAAUACUUUGUUUAUGAGAGAAUAGUACACUGUAAAAACUAACCCAAAGUAAUUUUGGGUUAGUUUCUAAUGCAAAUAUCUUACAACACUUGGGAUAACACUAAAGCCAGCAGUGAGACAGUUUUAGGUAAAAUAUUGUUGAACAAAACAAAUUUACAGGAAAAGUUCAUAAUUCACACAGAAACACAAAAACAGAAUCCUAAAUAACCAAUUUAGAGUUUAUCAAUAAAAAAUGACUUAAAGCUACACUGCAAAAACAUAAAUUCUUACCAAGUAGCUUGAUC